AUGGGUUGGUUCUGGGCAGACUCACAGGCGAAGGUGCCUGUUGCACCACACUCAGCAAAUCCCAGUGGUGCUCCUCCUCCCGGAUGUCCUAUGCAUGAGUCGCAGCCAGCACCAUCUACGACACCGGAAAGCGCCAAUCCUACUAGCAAUUGUCCCAUGUCCCGUUCUACCGAUUCUCCCUUUUAUGUUGCCCCCCAGUCCCCAAAAGCAGACAGUUCGGCACCAUCGGCACCAAAAUCAUCAGCCCUAUCCAAACUGAACCCGCUGAACUACAUGUUUGCGUCCAUUUCUCAGGAUCGUGCUCCGAAUCAGACUGUGGAUCUCUCGGUGGAACGUGAAGCUUCUUCCAUUCCUAGAGGGGAUAUGGAGGGUAAUUGGGAAUACCCAUCCGCCCAGCAAAUGUACAACGCAAUGUUACGGAAAGGAUACACCGAUACUCCCCAAGACGCGGUGGAGUCCAUGGUUGCCGUGCACAACUUUCUCAAUGAGGGUGCAUGGACUGAAAUUGUUGGUUGGGAGCGUACAUUUGCCGGGGGCCUGGGAGUCGGCUGGGAGAAAUGUCGUCGUGGCGAGGAGAACCUGAGCUUUCAGCUAGCGAAGGAUGAGAUGACCGGUGCCGUGGACCCGACGACUGAGCCCCGUCUGAUCCGGUUUCAAGGCCGGCCGAGGGAGUUGACUCCCAAGGCCCGCAUCUUCCAAGCACUUGGCUGGGUAUACCCGGCCGGGUUCGACACCACUCCACCUUUUGACCGGCACGACUGGUUUGUUCAGCGUCAAACACCAACAGGUCCCAAGGAAGUUCGUUACGUGAUCGAUUACUACUCUGGAGACCCCGAACCCAAUGGUGAGCCUGUUUUCUUCCUAGACAUCCGUCCCGCCCUCGACACCCCAACGGCUGCCAUAGAGCGACUGAUGAGAUGGGGGGUAAUGUUUGGUGGAAGGCCAGCGGAGGCGCUGCUCGUGAGCCUGGUCACGGCCACCCCUAAUUACAUUGAUGUUGAAUUUGGAGCUCGCUGCCUCUCCACUCUCCACUUGUAUGUUUCACAGACAUGGCCUUGGCGUUCCGCGAUCCUUUCAUGA
Molecule: messenger RNA, 1080 nt
Organism: Penicillium macrosclerotiorum
Lineage: Eukaryota; Fungi; Ascomycota; Eurotiomycetes; Eurotiales; Aspergillaceae
Product: holocytochrome c synthase CYC3
Exons: 3
Coding region: 1-1080 (359 amino acids)
Biological process (GO): cytochrome c-heme linkage
Cellular component (GO): mitochondrion
Molecular function (GO): holocytochrome-c synthase activity
Source: RefSeq, a predicted model, not a curated record